UCCCCUUUUCCUCUUCUUUCCUUCUACCCCCUACCUAUAAGCUAUUCCGGCCAUGUUGUCCGCCAUCCUCCCUUCCGAAUCCGCCGUUAGCAACCCUUUGUUUGCCUUUAACGGCGGUUUUACCCCCUGGGAGAAUCUCGAAUCUUUUUUUACCUCCACUCAACUUAAACCUAAUAAUGAUCAAAAUAAACCAAAGUCAAAACCCAUCCUAAGUCGUUACCAUGCCGGUUUGGGUUUAGGUUCGGAAAGUCCAAACCUAAGUCGUUACCAUGCCGGUUUUGGUUUAGGUUCGGAAAGUCCUAACCUAAACUGUUACCAUGUUGGUUCAGAUUUAGAUUCGGAGAGUCCAAAUAAGAAAUCUUAUUUUGACCAACCCAAUCUAAAUCCUUUCCAUGCAGACUUCGAAACCACAAACCAACAAUUACCUUGUUUUGAUGACAAAUUUAAACUAAGUCGUUACCAUGUUGGUUCUGAUUUAGAUCUGAAAAGUCAAAACCAAAAAUCCCCUAGUUAUGACGAACUCAGCUCUAAUCAAGCCCAACCAACCCAAAACCCAAACCCAACCCGUUCGAGUUCGAGCUCUGAUGAUCCAAACCAAGACCGAAACGGUUCAAAUUCACGUUCAUGCCCCGAAAAUCCGGUUACCGACGAACGUAAACGUAAGCGUAUGAUAUCAAACCGGGAAUCAGCGAAACGGUCUCGGAUGCGGAAACAAAAACACGUAGAAAAUCUAAGGAACGACGCGAACAAACUUAAAGUCCAAACCCGGGAGCGGUCCAACAACCUACGGGUCAUGACCCAUCAAAUCCAAGUAGUAACGAGAGAAAAUGAACAACUGAAAACCGAGUCAGUGAUUCUCCAAAGGAAAUUAAUGCAAUUCGGCUAUAUUUGGAAACUCCAACAACUUCAAAAACAAUGUUCAUAUCUUCAUCACGCACCUCUACAUCCGACACUCUCAUGCACGCCCAUGCAAAUAAAUAACUUGACUCAAAAUCAACGUAUUUAAUUAUAGACUAAUUAAGUACGUAAUUUACGUCAAGAAAAUUAUCAAAUUAAGAUGCGUGUAUAUAAGACUAGUCUAUAUAUAAAUUAAUAAGUA
Molecule: messenger RNA, 1099 nt
Organism: Spinacia oleracea (spinach)
Lineage: Eukaryota; Viridiplantae; Streptophyta; Magnoliopsida; Caryophyllales; Amaranthaceae
Product: bZIP transcription factor RISBZ4-like
Exons: 1
Coding region: 53-1006 (317 amino acids)
Biological process (GO): positive regulation of DNA-templated transcription
Cellular component (GO): nucleus
Molecular function (GO): transcription cis-regulatory region binding; DNA-binding transcription factor activity
Source: RefSeq, a predicted model, not a curated record